This is a messenger RNA of Caenorhabditis elegans, 1550 nucleotides long. RefSeq names its product MAP kinase-activated protein kinase mak-2 (gene mak-2). Bases 144 to 1244 code for a protein of 366 amino acids. The record is from RefSeq and is marked reviewed. Gene Ontology annotation, biological process: regulation of cell size. Gene Ontology annotation, cellular component: synapse; cytoplasm; nucleus. NCBI's taxonomy places the organism in Eukaryota, Metazoa, Nematoda, Chromadorea, Rhabditida, Rhabditidae. Gene Ontology annotation, molecular function: protein serine/threonine kinase activity; ATP binding; protein serine kinase activity. The transcript has 7 exons.
AUUUUUCGCCGAAGAAUCUCCUUGGCCCCAGCUCACUGAUAUUUCGGGUUUUUUUCGGAGGAUUUUUAUACGCUAACAGAAUUGGGUGCUGUCUGUCAACGAAAAGUAGUCCAGCGGAGAAGAUAAAGCCGCCGGACGAAAUUAUGGCUUUUCAUGAGUAUCCUGUUACUCAGGACUAUCGAAUUAGUCGGAAGGUUCUCGGCGUAGGAAUCAACGGAAAAGUUGUGGAAUGUGAGCACCGCCAGUCGGGCGACAAAUUCGCGCUAAAAGUGCUCCGAGACACACAGAAAGCUCGUCGAGAAGUCGAACUUCACGUGAUGGCUUCAGGACACGGCCACGUGGUUUCAGUGCACGAUGUGUACAAGAAUUCAUAUAACGGAGUCGAUUGUCUGCUCGUUGUGAUGGAAAAUAUGAAGGGUGGAGAGCUGUUCAAUCGGAUUCAGGAGCGAGGUCAGAAGGCGUUUACCGAGAGAGAAGCUGCUGGAAUUGUUAACGAAAUUUGCUCGGCGGUUGCUCAUUUGCAUCGAAUGAGCAUUGCGCAUAGGGAUCUGAAACCGGAGAAUUUACUUUAUGUCACCACAGCUUCCAACGCCGCUCUGAAACUCACAGAUUUCGGAUUCGCCAAAAAAACAGAUGAAUCGGAACCCCAAGGCCUAAAAACGGCGUGCUUCACCCCUUACUAUUGUGCUCCGGAAGUGCUCGGCACCGAAAAAUAUGAUAAAUCUUGUGAUUUAUGGUCGAUCGGAGUUAUUAUGUAUAUUUUACUGUGCGGCUACCCACCAUUUUACUCUCAACACGGACAACCAAUGUCACCUGGAAUGAAGGCGAAAAUCAAGUCAGGACAGUACACAUUUCCGAGUCCCGAAUGGGAUUGUGUUUCUGAAGCAGCCAAAGACCUAAUCCGAAAGCUUCUCCGAACUGAGCCCACUGAACGUAUCACAAUUGAGCAGACAAUGGAGCACAAGUGGAUAUCUCAUUACCGUAGAGUUCCAGAUACUCCAUUAUUCACAAGUUCAAAUCUGAACGAUCAACGGGAACAAUGGACGGAUAUGCAGGAUGAAAUGGAGGCUACAUUGGCCUCAAUGAGAGUUGGUCCUGAAAAUAUUCAGAUUAAAAGCCUUGGAGACUCGAAUAAUAAGCUUUUGGCGAAGAGGAGAAAAGGUGGAGCUAGUCCGAAAGACGAUCCCAUGGACGAUAUCAAGGAGGAGGAAAAGGACGAUGAAGAGGAAAAAAUGAUUUCCUAGAAAUUUAUAAAAUUCUCAAAAAUUCCCAAUACUCCCAAAAACCGAAAAAUGUUUUCCCCCAAAAAUUGUGAUUCUCUCUUUCAUGUUUUUCUAAUCAAUCAAAAGUGCACAAAUAACCAUUAUGUGGACGGUCCUCCCAGUAAACCCCGCCCCUUUCCUCUCUCGAGUACUCACAGGUGUCUGAUGCUCAGUUGCUCCUUCCAUCCAAAAAUGUUUCUUUUUUCUAGUAAUUUGUUACAUAGAUUUGUCUGGUUUCCUUUUUCGAUCGGUCGCAAUAAAUGUAUUUUAUUUUAUUUUUGAAAAUUG